AUGGCGUCCACCUCCAGCAAACCAGACCUGUCCUACCCCACGCACGCCAAUCCGACACCGUACGACAUCUUCCAUUUCCCCUCUCGCACCGUCACACCCUCAGAAGUCAAGGCGCGAUACUACGACCUCGUCCGCGUGUGUCAUCCCGAUCGACACACCGCCUCCUCCAGCAAAUCCAAGACGCAAGUGGAAGAAGAAUUCAAAUGCAUCGUCUCGGCGUACAAUCUCCUGAAAAACCCGCGGGCCAAACAGAACUAUGAUCGGGCGGGUCUUGGUUGGGGCACUUCCCCUUCCUCCGCUUCAGAUCCAUGGGGAGGAUGGCAAGAUCGACGCUACACGCGACGCUAUAACCCCUCCUACACAAGCCCAGGUCACGACCGGUUCGGGUGGCAACACCAAGGUUUCUACUCCAACCAAUUCACCGGUCCCCACACCGCCGGUAGCGCAGGUUGGAACGCCAAAGGUCACUACACCUCCAACGGCAUCUUCAUCUCCACCCUCUUCGUGCUCACCUGGAUCCUCGCCGGUCUGCAGUACAGCCGACUAAGUCUGCAGAGCCAAAAAGCCGUCGAGAGGGCAGACAAGAGUCAUCUGGAUGCAGCAAGGAGUUUGAACGAGGCCAGAGACGCGGCGCGGAGCAGAGAGGGAAGGGAGAGAUGGGCAGCGUUUCGACGACGGGCGAGGGAACAGAAGGUUUUGGAGAGUGAGGUGGGGGGUCAUCUGAGUGGGGAAGGGAUGGCGUCGAUCGAGGCACCAGGGGCGAACGAGGGAGUAUAUGGCAUCGGACAUGGUGGACCGAGUGGAAAAGAGGCGGCGCAGGAACGGUUCGCAAAGGCUCAAGCUGCUCAGACUUAG
Messenger RNA from Kalmanozyma brasiliensis GHG001, 855 nucleotides. Its product is annotated as DnaJ. NCBI's taxonomy places the organism in Eukaryota, Fungi, Basidiomycota, Ustilaginomycetes, Ustilaginales. The record is from RefSeq and is a predicted model, not a curated record. Bases 1 to 855 code for a protein of 284 amino acids. The transcript has a single exon.